Molecule: messenger RNA, 2190 nt
Organism: Panicum hallii
Lineage: Eukaryota; Viridiplantae; Streptophyta; Magnoliopsida; Poales; Poaceae
Product: NAC domain-containing protein 35-like
Exons: 3
Coding region: 248-1516 (422 amino acids)
Biological process (GO): regulation of DNA-templated transcription
Molecular function (GO): DNA binding
Source: RefSeq, a predicted model, not a curated record
GGCUGCUGUGGGUGGCGGCAAAAAGGGCCCGAUCGGCAAGCAAAACCUCCACUCCAGUAUAUAUCAUGCACCAUUUCAUUUCAUCAAUCGUGCAGGCACCACCCUCUCUUAUCCUCUCCUCCCACUCGCCUCGCUCGCUCCCCCAAAUUCUCCGCCUCCUCAGUGGCGCGGCGCUGCGUGCCCGCCUAGCUCGGCGUUGCCCUAGUUCCCCCGCCCGGUCGCCGUCGCUCCCGGCGCGCGCUAUGCCAUGAGCAGAGACCUCGAGGACGGGCAGGGCGCCGUCGACAGCGUUGUUGCGGCAGCAGCUGGAGAAGGGGAGCGGGGUAGCGAGGCUCCGACCGCGGCGGGCGGCGGUGGCGGCGGGGACGCGCACGACAACGACGUCGUGAUGCCGGGGUUCCGAUUCCAUCCCACGGAGGAGGAGCUGAUCGAGUUCUACCUCCGGCGAAAGGUGGAGGGCAAGCGCUUCAACGUCGAGCUCAUCGCCUUCCUCGACCUCUACCGUUUCGACCCAUGGGAGCUCCCCGCAAUGGCGGUGAUGGGCGGGAAGGAGUGGUUCUUCUACGUGCCGAGGGACCGCAAAUACCGGAACGGCGACCGGCCGAACCGGGUGACGGCGUCGGGGUACUGGAAGGCGACGGGCGCCGACCGGAUGAUCCGCGGCGAGAACAACCGCCCCAUCGGGCUCAAGAAGACGCUCGUCUUCUACUCCGGCAAGGCCCCCAAGGGCGUCCGCAGCAGCUGGAUCAUGAACGAGUACCGCCUCCCGCCGCCGGCAACCGACGCUGACCCCUUGAUCCCCAAGUCCGAGAUCUCGCUCUGCCGCGUCUACAAGCGCUCUGGCAUCGACGAUGGCCAUGGGCAGUCAUCCUCCAGUACCCAAGCUUCCUCAGGGCGGGGGGUCUCCUCCCGCACCAGCGUGCCUCCGACCGGUCGGCAUGGAUCCUCACCGUCUUCCACGCCACUGUCGCCGACGCAACUGUCACCGACGCAGCAGCUCAGCAGCUUCCAUCUACUCCAAGGGGAAUGCUCGUCUGCCUCACCGCCGGCGCCCAUCAUGGACCAAGUGGUCACCGUGCACACUGCGCCGCCGCUUCUGCCUCCCCCAAGGCCAUGCACGUACGCGCCGGCGGCGACGACGAUAAGAUCAACAGCGGCAGUUGCGCCGCAACGGGCACAGGGCGCGGCGGUCAUCCCCUCCUCCACGUACUCAUCACUGCUCAACAUGGCCGCCGGCGCUGCGCCUAUGGCCGGCAGCUCAAGGCCCAUCGAUGAGCUGAUGAGCACGCCGCGGCUGGUUAGUCCCAGCCAGGCCUACGCUAACCUCUCGGCCGUGACGGGCAGCCACUUCCUCCCCUUGAUGCCCGCGCCACCGCCGCCAAUGCCACAAAUGACGCCGCUCGGCACGCUGCCGAUGGUGCCGCUACCGCCUUCUGUCACUGACAAGCUCAGCUGGGAUUGGAACCCGGUCCCUGACACGACAGCCCAAGAUUACAAUGCUUCUGGUUUUAAGUGAGCCCAAACUCACUGUUAAAUUCUGAAAACCUGCCAUCAGUGUAGGCUAACAUAUAUACCCUUAGCUUCAAUCAGUCGACAGAGAUUACAAUGCAUGUCAGUUAGUAUAUAUAUCAAGAAUACUAAAUGGAUUGUUCAGGAACUGAAGAUGGUUUGUAAGCAUAAUGUGAGAUCAUUUUAAAAAUCAGCAUCAGCAUGCAAGUUUAAUUCACUUCCGAUUCUUCCAUGCAUGUCUUUAACAACUAAUUAACAUAAUUGGUGUACUUUUCUUAGUAAUUCCAAAAGGUUUUGGUAGGUUUUCUUUUUGCAGUUAAACUGCAAGGCACACAUGAAAUAAUGUGAGCAUGAUUGGACGGAGCCCGUUGCAGCAGGUGUUGUUUCUUUCAGCAUGAUUGGGGGGAAGAAUUGAAGGGGGUGGACAAUGUCAGAUAAAAAGCUUUGCAUGUGCCCACAGGAAUUCUGAAUCUUUCAGAUCUAGAGGUGAUGACUGUCUUGUGCAUCCAUGGAAUGAUUCAUGUGAUUAUUGCAACAGCUUUUGUUCUUUACCAUUGCAACAGUGCUUGGUCAUUGUUCUCAGUCACUUGGUGCUAACAGUCACCGAGCACAUAUACUGUGCUUCUUCUUCUCCUUCUUCUUCUUUUGCUGAAGAGAAAAGGUAAAAACAAGACAAGCUGC